AUGAAUAGGGAAUAUGGACGUAAAGAUUAUGUGGAUGUUGGUUGCUCUUUAAGAAUAUAUGUAUAUACUGAACUGAUUGUGAUGAAGCACAAGUAUCGGCUUCAAGAACAUUGCGUCCAAGAUCGCCAACGAGCUCAAGCUGUGACUGCCCGGGAGCGUCCCCCCUCCCCCGCCGCCGCGCUCGGACAGUCUGCGUCUGUCGGCCGAGGACAUGGUACUAUCAGCCAACGCGGGCGCGAGGACCUCCACCGGAGCCCUGGCGCACUACCUGACCGCCGAGCUGCUCGCAACACGCCCCCAGCCGCGAUCGGCGCUGUCUCUCAGAGUGGACAGCGAGCCGGCGCCCUGCAUCAAACUGACAGCCAGCGCGCACGCUCUCCCUUAUAUACCCAUACUGCCCCCUCCUCCGCCGCCCGCAACUCGCCCCGCCCCCUUGCCGCUGGAGCCCCUCCCCCCGCCGGAGCUAUUCGACUUCUGACCCGGGACGCUGACUAA
This is a messenger RNA of Danaus chrysippus (African queen), 495 nucleotides long. NCBI's taxonomy places the organism in Eukaryota, Metazoa, Arthropoda, Insecta, Lepidoptera, Nymphalidae. The record is from the annotation of a GenBank genome assembly.